AGCUGCUAACAGCACGCAGGCUCACCCAACACCGCGCUCUUCCUCCCCUUUGUUCGCCCUCGCACGCCCUGGUGCCCAUUGUCGCCCAGCUCGACCGCGAGCCCGUCCAAUUGAAGCCUCCGGCGCUGCGGUCCCGACAGCUACAUAACAGAGGGCCGGCCCUCCGCCCGCGACUCCGACCAUGGCGACCAUGCAGCGCGCAGCCGAACUCAAGCAGCAGGGCGCCAUCGAGGCCGCCCAAGACCCCAAUUCCAGCGUGACGGCCGACCAGGCCGAGCAUGCCAUCAUGAAAGAGGCCCGCGCAGGCGGCAGCGCGGCCUUCAAGUUCGACCCGGACGCCAGCCCGGAGGAGAAGGCGGCGCAAGCGAGAGCGCAAGUUCCCAAGAACUUCCACCACGAGCGGAACCCCAAUGCAGUAGCCCUCGCCUCGGAUGCUAACGGGACCGGUCCCAAAUACGCCCUCCCUCCAGCCUCCAAAGCGGGUGCCAUCGACGUGCCAACUUCACCAAUUUCGCCAACCUCAGACGCACCGAACGGUGUGCUGCCAAAGCUCGACCAAGACGAUGAGUGGGGCCGCGUCGGCUGGGCCCCACGCUUUGGCCUGCCAGGCUCCGAGAACCAGGACGACGAGGGCUCGCUCCUGGACCACCAGACUUUCCUCGAGGGCAAGCUUGAGGACAAGUUCUUCGGCGACUGGUAUCACAACACCGGUGUCAUCAUCUUCGCGUGCCUGAGCUCCUGGGUGGUGGCAGUGCUUGGAGGUGGCCUGGGAUGGGUCUUCUGCAUCAUGGCCAUCUGCGGCACCUACUACCGCACCUCGAUCCGUCGCGUCCGCCGCAACGCCCGGGAUGAUCUGAACCGCGAAAUGGCCAAGAACAAGCUGGAGACGGACACGGAGAGCCUCGAGUGGAUCAACAGCUUCCUUGUCAAGUUUUGGCCCAUCUACGCCCCGGUUUUGUGCAAGACCAUCGUGGGCACCGUAGACCAGGUUCUGUCUACUUCCACACCCGCUUUUCUUGAGGGCCUGCGGAUGAAAGAGUUUGUGUUAGGAACCAAGCCUCCCCGCCUGGAGCACGUGAAGACGUAUCCAAAGGCACAGGAUGACAUCGUGCUCAUGGACUGGAAAUUCAGCUUCAACCCCAAUGACACGGCCGAUCUCACGUCUCGACAACUGAAGCAAAAGAUCAAUCCCAAGGUCGUGCUCGAAGUCCGUCUGGGCAAGGGAAUGAUCAGUAAAGGCCUCGAUGUCAUUGUCGAAGACAUGGCCUUCUCGGGCCUGAUGCGUCUCAAGUUCAAGCUUCAGAUACCGUUUCCGCACAUCGAGCGCGUGGAGAUGUCAUUCUUAGAACGCCCAACCAUCGACUACGUAUGCAAGCCGCUAGGUGGUGAGACCUUCGGUUUCGAUAUCAACUUCAUCCCCGGUCUGGAGACUUUCAUUAUGGAGAUGAUCCAUGCUACUCUUGCGCCGAUGAUGUACGCUCCGAACAUCUUCCCAAUCGAAAUCGCGAAAAUGCUUGCAGGCAAUCCGAUCGACCAAGCAAUCGGUGUUCUUCAAAUCACUUUCCAUGGCGCUCAAGGUCUCAAGAAUCCCGACAAGUUCUCGGGCACUCCAGAUCCGUAUGCCACCGUGUCCAUCAACAACAGGACAGAGCUGGCUCGCACUGCGACGGUGAAAGAGAAUGCCAACCCGCGCUGGAAUCAGACCGUGAACAUCAUCGUCACUUCGCUGAAGGAUGCGCUGACGAUCAAUGUCUAUGAUUUCAAUGAUUUCCGAAAAGACAAAGAGCUUGGAGUAGCUACUUUUGCGUUGGAGCAAUUGGAGACUGAGGAUGAGCAUGAGAACCUGCACCUCGAGGUCACGGCUGGCGGUCGAUCACGCGGUAUCAUCCAGGCGGACAUUCGCUUCUUCCCUGUGCUGGAAGGCGAAACUCUGGAUGACGGCACUAAGCAGCCGCCACCGGAAUCGCGCACCGGUAUUGCCAAGUUUACCAUCGAACAAGCGAAAGAGCUAGAUCACGAGAAGAGUAUGAUCGGACAGUUGAGCCCAUAUGCAAUGCUUCUGCUUAACGGGCGAGAGGUGCACAGGUCGACAGUCAUGAAACGAACGAAUCAACCUGUCUUUCCGGAUGCAAGCAAAGAGCUACUCAUCACUGACCGCAAGAAGGCCAAGCUCGGAUUGCUCAUCAAGGACGACCGCGAUCUGGCGACGGACCCUAUCAUUGGCUCCUACCAGAUCACUAUCGACGACAUGUUGGAGCUGAUGGCAAAGGGCCAGGAAUGGUACCAUCUCCACGGCGCCAAGACUGGACGCGCCAAGAUGAAGCUCGAAUGGAAGCCCGUCGCAUUAAGGGGCGCGGCGGCCGGCGGUGGCUACCUCACGCCCAUUGGUGUUAUGCGUUUGCACUUCAAGAAUGCUCGGGAUCUACGCAACGUCGAGACGAUGGGCAAAUCAGACCCAUACGUCCGCGUCUUGCUCUCUGGCGUUGAAAAGGGCCGGACGGUGACGUUCAAGAACAACCUGAACCCGGACUGGGAUGAGGUCAUCUACGUGCCUAUCCACACGGAGCGCGAGAAGCUGACGGUGGAGGUCAUGGAUGAGGAGCACCUGGGCAAGGACCGGUCCUUGGGCCACAUCGAACUGACUGCAGGCGACUACGUCCGCAAGGAUGAUGAUGGCCAAUGGCUUGUCCACGAACAAAAGGAGACGCAGCAAGGCCAUCUGCAUCUGGGAGCCCGUUCACAAUCCAAGGGUACCCUCAACUACACCUGUUCCUUCUACCCCACGUAUGCAGUUCACGACCCUGAUGAGGAGGAUUCCGACAGCGAAGAUGACUUGUCUCGGAAGGGAUCUAUACGGAAUUCCAUCGACUCCGCUCCUAAGGGACACAAGAAGAACAUCUCGAGCGUGUCUGGUAUAGCCCGAUCGGAGACUGCAGGAACCAUCUCGUCGCUCCGAUCCUCUCACACCGCCGGCAGCGAGCCCGAUGUCGCGAAGCAGCUCGAGAAAAGCAUGGCGCAGGCCGAGCAGGAAGCCGAUGCAGUUCCUCAAAAGAAAGAGAUUGAGAAACUGCAUCUCACUGCUGACGAUCUGCAGCAGUAUGAAUCUGGUCUCAUUGUGUUCAAAAUCAUCGAGGGCGACUUUGCAGAGACUGGAGCUUAUGUCGAUAUCCUCAUGGAUGACAUGGCCUUCCCAAGCUACUCCAGCGCUAAGAUCAAGAGCAAGCAUAUGACAUUCAACGAGGUUGGCGAUACGAUGGUCCGGGAACUUGAUUUCUCCAAGAUCACUCUUCGAAUCAUCGAGCACAUUGAUAAGAAGGGCGAGAAUGACGAAGACCAUGUCAUUGCUAAGCUUACCGGAAACACACUGGACACGCUUCGACGAUGCUUGUACACUCCCACUCAGCUCAUCCUGAAAGACAACCAUGGGCGAGAAAAUAAGAUCACGGUCAGCUUGAAGUAUCUGCCUGUGAAAAUGCAGCUGGACCCCAGCGAAUCAUUCAACAACCAGGGCACCCUCCGCGUCGAAGUCCUGGACGCGGCAGACCUCCCAGCCGCCGAUCGCAACGGCUUCUCAGACCCGUACUGCAAGUUUGUUCUCAACGACAAGGAAGUCUACAAGACGAAGACGCAGAAGAAAACACUACACCCCUCAUGGAACGAGUACUUUGAGGUAUCCGUGCGCAGCCGAACGGCGGCCGAUUUCGAGGUGCGGGUCUUUGACUGGGACUUUGGCGACAAGGCCGACUUCCUGGGCAAAGCCGCCAUCAACCUAGAGAUUCUAGAGCCAUUCCAACAACAGGAAGUAACACUUGGUCUCGAUGGCAAGUCAGGCGCCGUCCGCUUAAAGAUGCUGUUCAAACCAGACUAUGUCAUGCGCUCGCGACAAGGCUCAAGCACGUUCUCGGGCACCUUCGCUGUCCCCGGAAAGGUCAUCGGAGCGCCCGUCAAAGGCGUCGGCAAGGGCGCCGUCCUUGUCGGCGGUGGCGUCGUCCGCGCAGGCACUUUCCUCGGCCGCGGUUUCAAGCGCAGGAAGUCUCGCGGCGCGGCUCCUGAAGACUUGGACAGCUCAACCCUCAACGGCAGCGCUGCCUCCGACGAGCCCGUUCCUGCCAUCUCCAUCGAGAGCGAUGGCCGCCCCAGCACCUCCUCCAACGCCAACGCCGCCGCAGAGAAGAACCACUCCCGCCACCGCUCCUGGGGCGCGCAGUCCUUCGCCUCGGCGCACGGCGCCUCCGCGCCUUCGGCCGACCAAGGCACCGCGCACUUUUCCAUUCUCUCCGCCGCUGGCUUCCCCGCCGGCGCGAACCUCCGCGUCUUCGUCCGCCUCGACACCCCCAAGGGUCCCAAGGACGUCCACAAGACAGACCACAUCAAAGCCCCCACCGGCGCUGCCACCUUCGCCGACGAGUCCUUCAAGGUGACCUGCGCCGCGGACGCCUUCUUCAAGCUCGUCGUCAAGGACCACGCGACGUUCGGCCGCGACGAGGAGCUCGGGGAAGCCGCGUUCACGGUUGACGACCAGGGCAACGGCGGCGAGAAGAGCGUGAGCGUCGGCCAGGGCAGCGUCGUCGUGCGGACCAGUUUUGUCCCUGCGGACGCGCAGAGCAGCGGCGGCCACAGCGGGCCAAACAGUCCCAAGUUGACAAAGGGGAGGGGCUUGCUGAGUCGCGGCCGGGAGAGCAGGAGCGUGACCCCGGCUUAGAAGGCGGGCGUUGAGCGUGCGCGGAGCGUGCGCAGGCUGCGGGGGAGGCGGCAGGUGUCUUGUUCACUUUCUACGUCCGCCGAGAUUUCGGACGCAGACGGCGACAGGGAGGGCGGUGUUGGUGUUAGCGUUUGUGUUGGGACGGCUUCCAGGGUUGGGAGCGGGUAUUCUUUUGGGUGAGACUAGGGCGUGUUCUUUUUUUCUUUUUCAACUCUCUUGUCUUUACUUCCCUUCUUUGUUCAAUCUUGUUGAAUACCGCUUGUCUUAUACCAGAGGGGACCAAGUGUGGGAAAAGUGUGGGGAUUCUUUUGCCCCUCCACGCCUCUGUACG
Paraphaeosphaeria sporulosa is the source of this 5033-nucleotide messenger RNA. RefSeq names its product tricalbin. Bases 182 to 4702 code for a protein of 1506 amino acids. The record is from RefSeq and is a predicted model, not a curated record. NCBI's taxonomy places the organism in Eukaryota, Fungi, Ascomycota, Dothideomycetes, Pleosporales, Didymosphaeriaceae. The transcript is spliced from 6 exons. Gene Ontology annotation, molecular function: lipid binding.